Cherax quadricarinatus is the source of this 3009-nucleotide messenger RNA. The record is from RefSeq and is a predicted model, not a curated record. Lineage: Eukaryota; Metazoa; Arthropoda; Malacostraca; Decapoda; Parastacidae.
UUUACAGUUGGCGUUUGCAGUGUCAGUACUGUAGUAAACCUACCAUGCUGACACCCAGUAUCAGCACACUGAAGAAAGUGAUGAAAGUGCUGAGAUCAGCUAGUAUCAGCACCAAGUUUAGUAAGGCAUCCAACACUGUCUGAAUUACCGAGUACAACUGUUAUCAGCACCAAGUUUAAUGAAGUAUACUACACCAUCUGAAAUACUGAGUACAGCUGUCAGCACCUAGCUUUAUGAAAUAUACUAUACUGCCUGAAAUACUGAGUACAACUACUGCCAGCAUCAAGUUGAAUGAAGCAUACUAUACUGUCUGAAAUACUGAGUACAACUGUUGUCAGCAACAAUUAACUUAAUAUAGGAUAACAUAAGAAAAACCUUCGCUGUAGACCGUAAUAAAUGUGAGACAAUAUGGGGAAAGAGAGCACAGUAAGUAUAUUGUUUUGUGAAGUACAGUAAGUAUAUCGUUUUGCAAGUACAGUAAGUCUAUUGUUAUGUGAAGUACAGUAAGUCUGUUGUUAUGUGAAGCACAGUAAGUCUAUUGUUGUGUGAAGUGCAUUAAGUGUAUUGUUAUGUGAAGUACAUUAGUGCAUAACUGACAAAAAUUACUGAUUUUUUUGUGUGUUAAAAAUUUGAAAUAAAUCAGAGGCAACAUGAAGGUAAUGAAGAAACUCCAUCAGUGUUCUGUUUGUAAUAAAGUUUUUCCAAAUAAUUCUAAACUCUUGAGACAUAAUGUUACUCAUACAGGAGAGAAGCCAUAUCAUUGUUCAGUGUGUCUGAAAGACUUUGCUAGAAAAUUCUCACUAAUACAACAUCAGAGAGUUCAUACAGGAGAUAAACCAUUUCAGUGUUUACUGUGUCUGAAAGACUUUGCUACCAAAGCCUCACUAAAUCAACAUCAGGUAGUUCAUACAGGAGAGAAACCAUUUCAGUGUUUAGUGUGUUUGAAAGACUUUACUCAUAAAUCCUCACUGAAACAACAUCAGAGACUUCAUACAGGAGAGAAACCAUUUCAGUGUUCAGUGUGUCUGAAAGCCUUUGCUAGAAAAACCUUACUAAAUAUACAUGAGAGAAUUCAUUCAGGAGAGAAACCAUUUCAUUGUUCAGAAUGUUUGAAAGACUUCACUGAGAAAUCUGCACUAAAGAAACAUCAGAGAGUUCAUACAGGAGAGAAACCAUUUCAGUGUUUAGUGUGUCUGAAAGCCUUUGUUAGAAAAUCUAUACUAGACAAACAUAAGAUAGUUCAUACAGGAGAGAAGCCUUAUCAUUGUUCAGUGUGUCUGAAAGACUUUACUUAUAAAUCCUCACUAGACAAACAUGAGAGAGUUCAUACAGGGGAGAAGAACUAUCAGUGCUCAGUGUGUUCACAACAAUUUUCAGUAAAAUGUUCUCUAGUGAGACACAUGAAGACUCAUACAGAAGAAACAACACAUGAGUGUCCAGAGUGUCAGAAAGUAUUUUCAAGUGACUCUCUUUUAGUUAAGCACAUGACACUUCAUAAAGAACAUAAACCAUACAAGUGUUCAAGGUGUCUGGAAAGUUUUUCCCAUGAAACAAACUUAGUAAAUCAUAUGAUAACUCACAUAUGAGGGAGAGUACAUAGCAAUGUGAAUGUUUUAAAAACUUCUUAAGAAAAUCUCGUCUUAUAAAACCUCAGGAAAGUGUUUUCAUGUGUUUCCUAGUGGUCACCCGAGUGUACUGGGGUCAUCUGACUCAGAGGUGCCACAUGUGCUACUACAUGGUAUCUAAAUUACAAUCAUGAGUACAUACCCAGUAUGUCAGGAGCCAGGCACAAUUAUUGGCUGACUGGUACUGACUCCAUGCUGGCUAGGAGUCCAGUAUGGAAAAUGGUGUGGAAAUUGUCAGGCAGGUCCUUCAGGUACUCAAAUGAAUCAGUUCCAGUCCUCAACAUUGCUGGUGCAGAAUUACCAGAUUAAUCUGAUGUUGCAAUUUCUAAAAUAUAUCAUAUUGUUUAUAUUUUCCUUGUGCACACCUGUCUCCUGCUUUACAUCAUUCUAAAUUCCUCUUGUAAUUUACUUUCUUUAUACUAUACCUUUUUUUUUUUUUUUUAACAAAGUCGGCCGUCUCCCACCGAGGCAGGGUGACCCAAAAAAGAAAGAAAAAAUCCCCAAAAAGAAAAUACUUUCAUCAUCAUUCAACACUUUCACCACACUCGCACAUUAUCACUGUUUUUGCAGAGGUGCUCAGAAUACAACAGUUUAGAAGCAUACACAUAUAAAGAUACACAACAUAUCCCUCCAAACUGCCAAUAUCCCAAACCCCUCCUUUAAAGUGCAGGCAUUGUACUUCCCAUUUCCAGGACUCAUGUCCGACUAUAUGAAAAUAACCGGUUUCCCUGAAUCCCUUCACUAAAUAUUACCCUGCUCACACUCCAACAGAUCGUCAGGUCCCAAGUACCAUUCGUCUCCAUUCACUCCUAUCUGACACGCUCACUCAUGCUUGCUGGAAGUCCAAGCCCCUUGCCCACAAAACCUCCUUUACCCCCUCUCUCCAACCCUUUUGAGGACGACCCCUACCCCGCCUUCCUUCCCCUAUAGAUUUAUAUGCUUUCCAUAUCAUUCUACUUUGAUCCAUUCUCUCUAAAUGACCAAACCACCUCAACAACCCUUCUUCUGCCCUCUGACUAAUACUUUUAUUAACUCCACACCUUUUCCUAAUUUCCACACUCCGAAUUUUCUGCAUAAUAUUUACACCACACAUUGCCCUUAACUAGGACAUCUCCACUGCCUCCAACCGUCUCCUCGCUGCUGCAUUUACCACCCAAGCUUCACACCCAUAUAAGAGUAUUGGUACUACUAUACUUUAAUACAUUCCCUUCUUUGCCUCCAUAGAUAACGUUUUUUGACUUCACAUAUACCUCAACGCACCACUCACCUUUUUUCCCUCAUCAAUUCUAUGAUUAACCUCAUCCUUCAUAAAUCCAUCCGCCGACACGUCAACUCCCAAGUAUCUGAAAACAUUCACUUCUUCCAUACUCCUCCUCCCCAAUUU